AUGUUUCCGUGGUUUAUGAUUGCUCACACCAUAGUGUUCACCGUCCUGCUCUUGGUGACGGUGGUACCUCCGCUGUACAUAUACAACCCCGAGGAACAUCCCGGCGAGUCGCUUGGACCAAAUCCAGCCGGUGGCAUCUUUCCCGAUAGCCCCCCGAAUCACUGGGUGCGGCAGCAACUUUACAUACUCUUUGUGUUGCCCAGCUGUGCGUUUCUGAAUUCCAUGUUUGUCUACUUUACAUACUACCGUCACCUUCGUCAUGUGCAGUUUAGAGCAGAACUGAGCUCCGUGGCGCAUGCAAAUCUCAGGACAGCCGCCAUGAUCGUUGCGGAAGAACAGCAGGGUGUAGAGUGCAACGUAGACAAUGCGUUUGGAGGCAGUCGCAGCGGUGGCGGAGUGACAAAUCGCAGUCUACUUGCGUUGCGUCCUUUUUGUAGUAAAAGCAGCAUCAACUCUACGGCUUUAUACGCACGACGACACAUCCGACCGGAAGGCCUUUCCUUGCACAUGUAUUCCACCUCACCGUGGUUUCCCGAGUUGCGGGAACUGCAAAAGGUUGUCGAGGCGCAAUUUCUCCGACCGGCAGAGAAAACUCGGGAAGUUGUAUUUAGCUGCCUUCAUAAAGAUGUGCUGGUGCCCUUUGAGAAAAGGAUGAACUUGCAGGAGGGAAGCAUGGCGAAUGCCAUCCGUUUUCUUUCGGAUCGAGAAUCAAAGUGUGUGACGGAGCCGGGAAUGCGGGUGUACCUCACGGAGGUUGAGCUCAAAAGAAGGCGUUCGUUUAACAAUGAAAGCAUGUUGAGGUCAGAGCCAUCCGAAGAUCUUUUUUGA
This is a messenger RNA of Trypanosoma cruzi, 828 nucleotides long. RefSeq lists its product as uncharacterized. The record is from RefSeq and is a predicted model, not a curated record. Bases 1 to 828 code for a protein of 275 amino acids. Lineage: Eukaryota; Euglenozoa; Kinetoplastea; Trypanosomatida; Trypanosomatidae. The transcript has a single exon.